Molecule: messenger RNA, 1155 nt
Organism: Lineus longissimus
Lineage: Eukaryota; Metazoa; Nemertea; Pilidiophora; Heteronemertea; Lineidae
Exons: 4
Coding region: 60-1028 (322 amino acids)
Source: RefSeq, a predicted model, not a curated record
AACUUACACAAAGUUCGUACACACGUCGGGAUCAUUUGGACGCCGAUUCGCUCGACGACAUGGUGAACGCAACUUUUCUUGUCGUAUGUGCUACUGUAGCGUUCGUCAUCUGUGCCUCUCCUGGAGGGGCACAGGACAUGGAGCUGUCUGAGGAAGCAGAAUUGGAGGUGCCCGGUCCACUGAAGGCCGACUGCGAAUGGGUGAGAAGAGAUGAUACGAAGAAGCCGUGGACUAUCACGACAUUCUUCAAGUCGAUCAGACGCUCCACGGAGCUAAAAUGCAAAGAUGAAUGUGAUAAGCGCGUCAUCUGCGGCUACGCUGUCUUCAAUAACAGGACCAGGGAGUGCCAGCUAGUUCCGAGGAGAGCGUUCCAUGAGAGUUAUCUAACCGCACAGGGGAUAUUUGUAAUGUGGGAGAAGGAAUGUCCCAUUGAGCACAUCUGGAACCGCGAUGACGACCCCUCCCGUAUGGUCAUGUGCCCUAUGAAGACGCCAACGGACUCGUCUGCUCGUCUCUCCCCAAAAUACGCCUACAAGGUAGCAAAGUAUAUCGACAACGACUAUGACGCAGUCUGGUGGUGUCAGAGGGACCCGGUAUGCCAAGGGGUCUACAGGAACAGAACUUACAACAACAUCCAUGUGUUUCUCUACAAGGCAGUCUCUGUUGGAGCUGACGAGGCGACUGGUGAAAUAUCUGAAGUCCGAGUCAAGAACUGCACACCAUCUGAACCGCUUGUGGGAGAUAAAUGCUUUUUCACCGCUUACAAUCGCAAAGUAGUCAACACAGGGACGAAUGGGACCGCUUACCAGGUGGUGAAAUACAAGAAUUUCCAGGAAUGUUACUCGAUGUGCCUCCAAAAUAACGACUGCUACGCGGCUGCUGCAGACGAGGACAGCUUUCGCCGAGGCAGGAGUCAUUGCAGACUAUACCGUAAAGAGAGCUUUCAUGGAUUGCAGGAUUUCAAGAAGAUGUUUGAUAAUGCGAAAGUUUGGGUGAGGGAUUUCUGCGGCAGCGCGGAUCGAAAGUAAAGCAUGGAAAUGGAGUCUUCGUCAAUUUCUUCGGCCAUUUAAUGACCUUGUGUGGGAGAAAUCUCCUUACAUGUAAUUUCUUCUGCAAUAAAAGUCUGUGGCCACAUUAGGCUACUGUUUUGAUCAA